UGGAAAAUUACAAAUUUUUCCCGCCGCUGUUAUCUGCGGCGUCGCGCCGUUAUCGUCGAAACGAACGGUUCUCCCAUGACAAAUCACAAAUAUAAUAUAAUAAUAGGUAUUGGACCUUGGACCAUUGGUCAUGUGUACUGCAGACUGCAUUUACGAUUUGCACGUGUACAAGGAAACUUUAUAAGAAAAGUAAAUUACGUAGAAUACUUUUCCCAUGAGCCAUGGCGGCCAACAAUAAAAAGGGAGCAAUAGUACUUGCGAUUGAUGUAGGAAAAAGUUCCUCACAACUGGAUUCAGAUGGAAAAACAUACUUUGAAAAAUCUAAAUUUUGUGUUUCUAUGAUUUCAAAGAGAAAAAUAUUUGCUGAAAGUAAAGAUUGUUUAGCAUUAAUAUUGUUUGGAUCCUCUCAUACAAAUAACCAUCUUUCACACAAAGGAGGUUAUGACAAUAUAGAAAUAGUUACUAGCUUAGGUACAGUGACAUGGGAUUUAGUUAAACAUAUUAACAGUUUAUCUUCAGCAGAUAUAACACCUUCAAAUUGGCUUAAUACUCUUGUCCUUGCAGCAGAUAUUUUGAAAAAAGAAACUGAAGAAAAAAUAUUUAAGGACCUCCAGAUUGUUAUGUUUUCAAAUCUUGAAGCUGAUGUUUCAUUUGAUAAAUUAAAUAUUAUUGCAAGCUGUUUAAAAACGCAAAAUAUUAAUUUAACCAUAGUAUGUAAAGAUUGUGAAGUUUUAUCACUCAAUCCUAAAUUAAAAACAUUUAUCAUGGAAACUGAGGCAACUGCUGUUAAUUUUGAUUCAGUUCUGCCACAAUUAAGUCAUUAUAAACAAAAAGAAGUAACUCCAAGAGCUUGGAAUAUGCCUUUAAGCUUUGGAAAUAUUUUUAAUAUUAGAGUUUCCGGUUAUAAGAAGAUAGAUGAGUCCGUUAAAAGCUUAAAGUGGUUAUUAUGUAAGAAUUAUGAUACAGAAGAUUCAAUUACAACAAUGAAGAAACGCACUAAAUACUUUUGUAUUGAAAAUGGUGAACAAAUAGAAGUUGAUUGUGAGGAUAUAAUAGAUGGAUUUCGUUUUGGUGAUACAAUUAUACCUGUCUCCAAUUUAGAUACAGAUGCAUAUAGUUAUAAAUCUGGUCCAAGAUGUUUACAAGUAUUGGGGUUUACAAAAGCUAUAAAUAUACAAAGAUCAUUUUUAAUGGACGGAGGAUCAUAUAUUUUUAAACCUCACAAAGAAGAUGUUGUUGCAUUUAAAGCUAUUUUUAAUGCUAUGGUUGAAAGAGAUGAAUUAAUGAUUGUUAGAAAAGUUUAUUUAAAUAAUUGUUUACCAACCAUUUGUGUAAUGUUUCCUCAGAGAGAAGAUACUGAAAAUUAUUUUAUUUGUGUUAAUCUGCCAUUUGCUGAAGAUGAACAUUUAUUUAAACUUCCAUCAUUAAAAUCAUUUAAGCCAAAUUAUGAAGAAAAAAAUGCUGUCCAUAACCUUAUAGAUUCAAUGGACUUAGAUGAAGAUGGAAAUGAAUUGUUCAUGCCAGAAACUACACAUAACCCUGAAUUACAAUAUGUGUAUGAUUGUAUUGCUCAAAAAGCAAUUAAUCCAAACAAAUUAUUAACUAAAACAAUUCCAGAGCCUAUGCAAAGCUUACUUAACCCUCCUAAAAGAAUUAUGGAAAAGAGUAAACAAGCUAUAAAUGAAAUUAUAAAAAUAUUUUCACUUCAACAAGAAAUAUCUAAAAAGUUUUUAGUUGAAGAUAAUAAUAUUUUACAGUUAGAUUGUGAUGAAGAAGCAGACUUUUUAAAAAAAUGUGUAAUUACAGCAUUUAGCCCAAUAGAAGAUUUUAAUAAACUUUUAGAGAACGGAUUAAGUUCUGUGACAGUUUGCGAAAAUAUGAAACGCAUAACUCUAGACUUGAUAGAAUCUAGUACAAGUAUGGAAGACUUAGAGAAACCAGCAUUAAAUUUGAAAGUUUUAAGAGAUUUUUAUAUAAAUAAUAAUGAUAUUAAGUCGUAUAAUAAUUUUAUGUAUCUUGUAAAAGAUGCGGUUCUCAUAUCUGGUAAAGAAGGAAUGUGGUCACAGUUUGUUGAUAGUGGAAUAGGACUUAUUACAAAUCAAGAGAUAGAAAUAAGUGAUAUUUCACAAGAAUUAUCUGAACAAUUUAUGAAACAUGAAGUUUUACAAGAUGUUGCAGCAGAGAUUAUUAUUGAUGAUGACGAUCCACUGAAAGAAUUUUUAUAAAUAUGAACAAGUAUAAUUAUAUUUAUAUUAUUUAUUAUUUACUUACAAUUAAAACAA
Molecule: messenger RNA, 2282 nt
Organism: Aphis gossypii (cotton aphid)
Lineage: Eukaryota; Metazoa; Arthropoda; Insecta; Hemiptera; Aphididae
Product: X-ray repair cross-complementing protein 5-like
Biological process (GO): cellular response to X-ray; DNA recombination; telomere maintenance
Cellular component (GO): Ku70:Ku80 complex; nucleus
Molecular function (GO): double-stranded DNA binding; DNA helicase activity; damaged DNA binding
Source: RefSeq, a predicted model, not a curated record